Messenger RNA from Drosophila busckii, 4395 nucleotides. RefSeq names its product Fanconi anemia group D2 protein. The transcript has 15 exons. Gene Ontology annotation, biological process: mitotic intra-S DNA damage checkpoint signaling; homologous chromosome pairing at meiosis; double-strand break repair involved in meiotic recombination. Gene Ontology annotation, molecular function: DNA polymerase binding. Gene Ontology annotation, cellular component: nucleus; condensed chromosome. The record is from RefSeq and is a predicted model, not a curated record. Lineage: Eukaryota; Metazoa; Arthropoda; Insecta; Diptera; Drosophilidae.
AUGUAUCGCAAGUUAAAGAAAAAGGCACAGCCGCUUAAUGCUAUUGACGAAAAUGCAUCGAUUAAAAUACCUCGUUUGGCGCCUGGCGAAAAGAUAGAUGCUUCUAUACAACCAAUGGCAACCAAUGAAAGCGAGGAGGAGAAGAUACCAGCAUCACAGGAGCAGGCGCUGCGUUUUCUGUCGCAGCACAGCAUAGCAAUAGCUGCAACACUUGGCCGGACACAGUCGUCAUCAAAGAUCAACAGCGCAAGGCAGCCAAAUAGUUUCUUUGAGAUGGUGCUGGUGAAUGCUGGAGUACAAUUGGAUCAGCCAGAUACAUUUGUAUUGUGCUGUGAUCAUAUUGCAAUUGUGUCUAAGCUGCGUGACAUACUUGUGCGCUCACCGAAAUAUCCAGAAAACAUAGAAACCUUUAAGAAUGGCUUGAAUAAUGCGCUUGCGCCCAAGUCCAAGAUAGCACAUAAGCUGCUAAGUGGCUGCACCAUUGACAUUGCGGAUGAAAAUCAGGCCUAUCAAUCGCAAAAUAGCAUGUUUAUUAACUUUCUUAUGAUUGACUUUCUUCGCGAGCCAUGCCUGGACGUGCUCUUUAAAAAAAUCGAAGAGAUUUCCUUAUUGGAGGAUGCGCUUAGUGCUUCUGGUGGUCUAUCCUUGCUUCCACUAAUGCUAGAGCAGCUGAGAUACUUGACAUUAUCACAUAGUGAACAAAUCUAUGCUCAUAUUGAACGUAUAUUUAAUAAUGCUUCAGAGUCAGCCAAAUUAGAUAUAAUCAAUAGCGCUGAAUUUGUGCUGGAUGCCAGGAAACAUGAUGACUUUGUCGAGCUGCUCAUUAUAAAUUAUGCUAGCAGCAAGGAGCUGUUUCAAAUAAACACAGUUCAAAUGUUGAGCAAUUUGACGCUCAGCUCCAAAUCUGAAAGCAAACUACGUGCGCGUAUUAUAGAGUUUAUUAAAAAUGAUAGCAGCUGCUCCAAUGUGAUACUGCCGCAUCUUAUUCGCCUGCUGCUUAAUUGUCUCAAUCAGGAUACUGAUGAAGUCGUGCGAGAGCUGGUCUCUACACUGCGCGAGAUAUUCAAUUGGCAUUAUAGAUCGCAGAGCGAGGAGCCAGGACACAUUUUUACACCUGCUGCCAAUGAUAAGGAAUUACAAUUGGAGCUUUUUAGCUUCUUGCAUCAAGGCCUAACACGUUCAAAGCGUUUUUAUCAAAUGUGGCAACGUGUUCUAGCUGCUUUGCCAGCUACUGAAUUCAACUCAUUCGAUUUUAUAAUGCUGUUGCUGCUUAUACAUAUAAAUGAGGACAAUACGCUGUAUAUUGAGAAUCUGCUGCGCCGCCGCAUCAAGCUGGAGCAUAUAACUGUAGAUAUAUUGGAUGAAGUGCGCUCACAAUUUCCGCAUAUUUUGGAAAAGCAUAUAAGCACUUUGAUGCAUAUACUACAAGACUUUGUACGCGAAAAGAAUCAAAUUGUUUCUGAUUUUGCCAAAUUAGCCUAUAGCAUACUCUUUAAAAUUGGCAACUCCAUACAGAAGAACAUUCUAAAGAAACUGUUGGAGUUAACGUUUGACAAGUCUGCGCAGCAUGUGACCAGCAUGGCUUUAACUUUGCUGCGUGAGCUGCAACUGAAAAAUUCGAAGCAUGUUCAAAACUGUGCGACGCUGUUGCUGCCAUUACUAGAUCGUUUAAGUGAUUUCACAUUGCCACAAACACGCUUGGCUAUGGAUUUGCUAAGUCGUGUGGCAUAUCCAGAUCCCAAGCUGCCAGAAUGCACACAGCUGCAAGAACAAAUUGAAAUGAUUGUAAAGAAGCAACAAAUCAAUCGCAGUGAAUAUAUAAAGAAGCAAGGCAUUAUUGGAGGCGUGCAGCUGAUCGACGCUGUGGCCAGAAUUGAAAGCAAAGCCAACGAACUUGUUGACUUGGACACAAGCAUUGAUAACAUUGCCACGCUGCCUGAAGGACGCAGCAAGCAUGCAGCCAAUCUGAUCAUGCUAACGCAGUCAGCUAUUGGCAGCUCACCUGAACUGAUGGCGUUAUUCUAUGAUGAGCUGGCCAGCGUUCUAGCUGUGCGUAGUUACAACACUGAAUCAAAUUAUACGCUCGACAACAAGUUUCUUAUAUGGAUGACAGAGCUAAUGAGCUCGCGUUUUCUGGAUAGUUUUGUAAGUGAGCAGGAGCUUAGAGCAGUAAGGGGCAUACAGCUAAAGUUUCAGAAGAACAUCAAUGAACUGGAAGAUACAAAGGACAAUUCAGAGUACGAAAUAUUAAAUAUUGGCAUUAACAUAUCGGGCACGCUGUUGACACCGACUGGCAGUGCCUGUAAUACAAUUUAUGAGCUAACGCCUUUGUUCAAUCUGGUUAGCGUGCUUAGCAAUCAACGCUGGCAGCACAGUCUGGAGCAAAUUAAUGCCUUGCUGGGCUGCGCUAUUAUACUGCCCGAAUUCUUUGAUGAUGACAACUAUUUAAGCAUAUUUGAUAAUUAUGAUGAGGAGCUGCAAAAGAAAAUAUUACACAUUUAUUUUCAUACCGUCAACUGGAUGCGUGCCAACAUUGGCGCAUUUUCCACGCAGGCUUGCAAAGCGACGCGCAAACGUGUGUUGUAUCGUCUGGCCGAUUUGCUAAGUGUAGAGCAAAGAAUGAAGCCACUGCUGGCACAUGCUCCCAUUGGCUUUGUGCCACCGCCAUGUCAAUUCCUAAAGAACUGUCAGACAAGCGUACAGCACGGCUCGCGUGCAAAGCCAAAGGCAGGCAAAACUAAAGUAACUCAUAAUGACUCUACGAGAGACGAAUCGAGCAUUAAUAAAACUAAAAUUGGUGAUAUAAGCAUCAAAUUGAGCGCCUGCAAGACGCCUGUCAAAACUAAAAUUGAUUUUGAGCAGCUAUAUGGAACGCUGGAACGCUAUAGACCGCUGGAUGUGGGCAUUAUAGCGCUGCUCAAGGAAGAACCAUUUACAGCUCAAUAUCCACUGGAUCCAGAGCAAUUGGGCACGCAUUUGGGAUUAAUGGAGCUGCGUUUUAUACUAACCGAUCUGGUGCAUAAACUAAGCACAGUAGUCAAAGGCGAGCAAAACCUAAACGAAGCCGAGUCCUUGAGAUCGCAUGUGGUCAAGCCGGAGUACUUUAUGUCCGACUUGUUUAAUGUUUUGGAAGCGCUGAAUAAGCAUCUAAACGUACUCGCGGCACAUAUAAAUGAACAAUUGGAAAAAGUCAAUAAUUUGCAUAGCAAUUUGGAUUUGUUUAAAGAUCGUAUUAAUUAUGUUAAGACCUGCUUUGGUCUAUGCAUUCAUUUGUUUGCCUUAUACUUUUCCUGGAGCGAGUGGAGUGACAAAACUCAAGCGGAGCUAUUGCAAUCAUCACUGCGCGCCGUGCUGUUAACUGCUGAGCAGAGCACACAGGCUAGACCAUCAGCAACUAAUCUGGCCGCUCAAGCUUUUCAAUAUUUUCUGCAGUACGAGAAAUCAGUGCUAACUCUUAGCACAGCUGUUCAACUAUAUCGUUUGCUAUGCAGCUUGCGCAAGUUAAGCAACUCGACUACGAAGUCCGUCCAGCGCAGCAGUCAGCAGGCGGAGGAUAUACGUAAAUUCUGCACCAAAAUGCUGCGACGCAAGUGGUAUCAUUAUACUGGCUGCCUGGAGAAAGGCGCGCAGUGCAACUUGCAUUUGGAUGAGCUGGUCAAAGGUUUUCUCAAGGACUCUAGCAUCGAACGGCAGCGUGACAUAUUGCGUGGUCUAAGCGAAGAGUGCGUAAUGCUAAACACAAAGGACAAGAGCUUGGAUUCGUUUCCCAACAUUAAAAAAGCCAACUUUCCUUUGCUAUUUCGUGGCUUGUGUGAAAUACUUAUUACUACGCUUAGCAGCGAGCAAAGAAUUGAUCUUGCCGCUGAUCGCUUUGAGCUCUGGGAGUCUACAAUACGCUUGCUUAAUGGUCUGCUGGAGGUGGUAAAAAAAGUCGAGCAGCCGCGUAACUUUGCUUUGUUUUUAAAGCACUCACAGUUAUAUUUAAAGCUGCUGCUGCAACAUGGCCUCACCAUAUUGGAAACUAUAGUACGCAGAAGUCCCGAACGUCUCACCAAAUUUCUGCACGAGCUGCAGAAUGUUACCAAGUUCCUGCACAAUCUCUGCUGUCACUCCAAAACAAUGAAGAACACUGCCAUUAUAAGUUAUAUACCCAUUCUACGUGAAACACUUGAGACUUUAGUAUUUCGCGUCAAGGCUUUGCUGGCAGCCAACAAAUGUCAUGCUGCAUUUCAUUUGAGCAUUUUGGACAAUAAGGACCUGCAUGGCGAUGCAAUUAGAACACCCACUGCUCAUGCCCACUGAAUUAAUAGCGACGAAAAUACCAGCAGAGAUGACCGUGUUGAUGAACAAUUUGAACGAGAUAUAACUAUUACAUAUAAUAAUACUCAUUUAUAA